AAGACUGAUGGGCACAGAGUCUAAAAGCACAGUUUGUUUUCCUUAAUCACCUCCCAAUCAGAAAUUGGAUGAACCUUCGGGAUGCAGAGACGGGGAAAAUCCUCUGGCAAGGAACAGAAGAUCUGUCUGUACCUGGAGUGGAACAUGAAGCUCGAGUUCCUAAGAAAAUCCUGAAAUGCAAAGCCGUCUCUCGGGAGCUAAACUUCUCCUCAGCAGAACAAAUGGAAAAAUUCCGACUGGAACAGAAAGUUUAUUUCAAAGGGCAGUGUCUAGAAGAGUGGUUCUUUGAAUUCGGCUUUGUGAUCCCCAACUCCACAAACACUUGGCAGUCCUUGAUAGAGGCAGCGCCAGAAUCACAGAUGAUGCCAGCUAAUGUUUUAACUGGUAACGUUAUUAUAGAAACCAAGUUCUUCGAUGAUGACCUCCUUGUAAGCACUUCCAGAGUGAGACUUUUCUACGUUUGAGAUAAGGGGGCUUUUGGGGGCUGUUUUUAGUUUUCCUCCGUACAGUUCUUGGUGCAGAACCCCUUGCCUAUCCAGUGGAAGACACUUCCUGUAGGUGUGAGCCUGGGGACCAGCUCACCGGGGGUUGUGACGUUUGCCCAUCAGUUAUUUGGUUUUCCCCUCCGACCAAACCCAACCCUGAGAGAUGCAACCAUCAGCUCAGUGAUGGGGGGAAAUAAAGACUCUGUAAAAAUGGGCAAAAAAUGGUUGUGCAGAACCAACACUGUAAAUUAUGUUAGUUUCAUCCUUUGUACUUCUCUGGAUCUUGGUACGUAAUCACUCAUUUCCACUUGCACCUUCUCUCGGCACUUUGUUUUGGAUUAAGUUAACCUUUUCCUUUCCCAUGGUUAGUUUUUUAUGCUUUCUCUGGAUUUCUGUGUAGUGGUCUAUACAUUCUCAUACCCUAAACUUGUAAAAUAGUCUGAUAUUACAUAAUGUAAUUAAAGCAAAUUUCUGAAUUAAAACGUUCGUACCGUCCAAAGAA
This is a messenger RNA of Chrysemys picta bellii (western painted turtle), 987 nucleotides long. The record is from RefSeq and is a predicted model, not a curated record. NCBI's taxonomy places the organism in Eukaryota, Metazoa, Chordata, Testudines, Emydidae.